CAAACAGUUGCAAGCUAAAGCAGCAAAACAAUGAGCUUCGUCCAAAUAAGGCAAGUGUUGUUGUCGCUCAUUCUAUCCUUUUGUUCUCGAAGCCAACAUCUUCGUGGUGCCAGCAGCAACUGUGGGUGUCAGGACAAUAUACAUCUUUUGUUCCGCGUAACAUGACAGCAUCGCCCAAUUGUUGUGGAACUCGUCCGACUGGUAGCCCGUAUAAAACCUUGAGUGCUCCCUAAGUCCUAACAAAAUUCUAACUCUAGCGGCAGCUGGUCAAAUCUUUUUUCUGAGACGGCUACUUGUGAUCCCUCACUCACUACCCACCCGACAUUCACACUCGUCGCGACAUCCAACAUGACAAGCCGCGCUGUCCCCCACCAUGCAUUCCUCACUUCCGAGCCCUGGAUCGUUGAAUCUAAGCCCAUGAGAAACACACGCAUCUCGUGCACUAAAUUUAUUGAACGCCAGGUCGUUCGUGCAUGGAAGCGCGUCACCCGUGUCACCCGCAAACAUCAACGCGCUUCUUUUCUUCCCAAGGAUUUCAUCCUUGUCACCUCUCGCCGUCGCAGUGCAAUGCUGGUCUGAAUAGUUCCGAGAGGAAGCAUCUAUGUUAUCACAACUUUGCGCAGGCGCAUGCACGGAUAUUAGCAAUGUCGGCCCGCUGACUCGCACACAUUCAUUUUUUUGUCUGACGCAUUAUUCCACUAUCGAUGUAGCACUAUAGUAUUCACCGGGACUCUGGGUCGGAUUACUUUUAACAGUAUGCUACCUCUUAAUUAUUAAUACAAUGUAUCCAAUGAAAUAGACCAAGAAGUCUCUAGACUCUAGUAGAUGCUGCGAAGCUAGUGCGCUUUUGGAACAGCCAGG
Molecule: messenger RNA, 861 nt
Organism: Suillus clintonianus
Lineage: Eukaryota; Fungi; Basidiomycota; Agaricomycetes; Boletales; Suillaceae
Exons: 2
Coding region: 349-579 (76 amino acids)
Source: RefSeq, a predicted model, not a curated record